This is a messenger RNA of Chiloscyllium plagiosum (whitespotted bambooshark), 643 nucleotides long. The record is from RefSeq and is a predicted model, not a curated record. NCBI's taxonomy places the organism in Eukaryota, Metazoa, Chordata, Chondrichthyes, Orectolobiformes, Hemiscylliidae.
AUGUUAACUUUAAAGCUGAUUAAUGGAAUUUUGUUAACCAAUGCUAUGAAGUUGCAUAAAGUGGACAGGGAGGUGAUGGCCUACUGGUACUGUUGCUGGACUAUUGAUCCAGAGACUCAGAAAUACCACAAGGAUUGUGAGGAUGCUGUUAACAAGCAGAUCAACCUGGAGCUCUAUUCCUCCUAUGUUUACCUCUCCAUGUUCUCUUACUUUGACCGGGAUGAUGUUGCCCUGCGUCACUUUGCUGAGUUCUUCAAGGAGCAGUCCCAUGAGGAACGGGAACACGCUGAGAAACUGAUGGCAUUCCAGAAUAAACGUGGAGGCCGAGUCCUCCUGCAGGAUGUCAAGAAGCCAGAGCAGGAUGAGUGGGGCAAUGGUCUGGAGGCAAUGCAGAGAGCUCUGCAGAUGGAGAAGGAUGUGAACCAGAGUCUGCUGGAUCUGCACAAACUCUCCUCUGGCCACACAGACCCUCAUCUGUGUGACUUCCUGGAGAGGCACUACUUGGAUGAGCAAGUGAAGAUGAUCAAGAAGCUGGGAGAUCACAUCACCAACCUGAAGAGACUGGGAGCCCCUGAGAAUGGCCUGGGAGAGUACCUGUUUGACAGGCUCACCCUGGGGGAGAGUGACUGAACUGACUGCAGGG